AUGUCCCUAAACCGGGGCGAUGCGGUGACCAAAUCUAAUAGUUUAGAUUUAUAUCGACCACCGGCAUUACGACAUAAUGUCAGCGAUUCUUCAAGGAUACAAACAGGUAAUCAGAACGAAACAUUUCAUGAAAUUCAUUCCUCUUCUGUGACACCGGAAUCUCCUGCUACCUCGAUAUCGUGUAAUAAUUCACCAAUACAUACAAAAACAAGUACAAAUGGCAUUGUGGACAAUACGACCUCGACACAACAAAAUGGUUUGGACUCAAAUCCACAAAAACAACAACAAAACCAAGAAGUAGCAGACGAGACAUGUAAACCACCGCAAAGACAACAACAGCAGUCCAGACGUGAACGACGUCCAGAUAGAGCUGUUUAUAUUCCAAGGGCACGACGUAGUCAAACAACUCCACCAACUACAACAUCAAUUCAGCAAGCACCACCACCACAGCUAGCACCAUCUAUAUCGGUACAAGACCCAACAGCAGUGAAUGGGCAUACGGCUGCGGCAACCACCACAACAACAACAACAUUAACCACCACUGCAAACCAUACAAACAGCAAAAGUCUAAACCAAAACCAACAAUUGGCAAUUACUUUGGACGACACAACAGCUGCUUCAGUCACCGAUAAGCCAUCGUCUAAAACGGACGAAGUUGGCAAAACAACAAGCAGUAAUAGCACAAUAACAAAGAAAAGAGAAAAAUCAAGUAAAGAAACGCGAGAACGUCGAGAACAUCUAAUUGCCCAAAGAGAAAAAACGCCACCACCACCAGCACAACCGUCAAUCGCCGAUGUAAAUUCUAUAACAAAUUGUAGUCAGAAAACGAACAGUUCCGUAGGCAAUGUGCUAGACUGCGAUACAGAACAACAAGAAUACAAUUUAGUGCUGAAUACGUCAAAUGGUAUUGAGUUGAAUCAGGAAUCGCAUGUAUUACCGAAUCGUUUGAGUUUCAAUCACGGCGAUAAUUUUGUUAUAAACGAGUUUGUCGAGACUACCACCCAAUUGCUGUCUGAACCUACUGACACUGUUAGUAAAAAUUUCGCAAACAUAUCCAACUCUCUCACAAACAUUACCAACGAUAUUACCGCAAUGCCCAAGCCAAACAAAAAUAAACAAAACAAUGGCAACAAGACAUCCAAUGCUGUUGUGGAUAAUGCCAAGAUGCCUAAUUUACGUAUUGAGGAUGUUGCAGUAGCACAAACACCCAAAUGUGAUAUCGAAGAACAGGAAUUACAACGUGCUUCAAAGGAAAUCAAUCGCAGUAAUCGUCGUAUUAUGAAACAAACGUUCGUAUCCGACGUUCUACAAAUCCCCGAUCACAUUGCCGAAGAUGAAGACGAAUUGAAAUCAAAAACGCUAUCAACAGCUGUUAAGAAAACUGUGACAACAACAAACCAACAAACAGCGGAGAGUAAUUCUGAAGAAGACGACGAUGAAGAGGACUGGGAAAAGAUGUACGAUGAAAACGGCGAAUGUUUAGAUCCAAAGAUUAUGCAAGAAUUGACUGCGUCGGUUGGCAAGUGUAAAAUUGAAUUGCCCAAAAUGGAUUACAGCGCGUUUUUAACAAAACAAUCCAUAUUGAAUGACGAGGAAUUCCCACAUGUUUUGGAGGUUUCCAAUUUCCCGGUGGAAUUUAAGAAUCAGGAUUUGCUGAUGAUUUUCUCUCAGUACAAAGAAUCAGGGUUUGACAUUAAGUGGGUAGACGACACACAUGCCCUGGCCGUGUUCAGUAGUUCACGCAUUGCUGCCGAAGUUCUUACCAUGGGACACCCGUUUGUCGUUCUAAAGCCAUUGGCUGAGGCAACACUUGAAUCUCGUGUGAAAGCUAAGAAAUGUGCCGCAUCAUUACAACCAUAUCGUCCCCGCCCUGAGACAUGCGCAGCAUUAGCCCGCCGUCUAGUCACCGGAGCUUUAGGAGUGAGACUUAAGACUGCAGCUGCUGAGAGAGAGAAUGAAAAACGCGUUUUGCGCGAAGCCAAAGAACGUAAACUACUAGCUGCCAAACAACGAGAUGAAGCUUGGGAAAGCUGAAAACGUUUUUGAAAUAUACAAUAGUGCAAUGGAAAUUAGUGGUAGCUCAUGAUAAUAUUCUGCCAUCCAUUUAGGAAUUAAAAGUCUUCUUGAUAAGUAGCAUAAGUGCGUACCUA
Messenger RNA from Musca vetustissima, 2150 nucleotides. RefSeq lists its product as uncharacterized. The coding region runs from base 1 to 2034 and encodes 677 amino acids. NCBI's taxonomy places the organism in Eukaryota, Metazoa, Arthropoda, Insecta, Diptera, Muscidae. Gene Ontology annotation, molecular function: nucleic acid binding. The transcript has 8 exons. The record is from RefSeq and is a predicted model, not a curated record.